Messenger RNA from Dioscorea cayenensis subsp. rotundata (Guinea yam), 2037 nucleotides. Its product is annotated as dihydrolipoyllysine-residue acetyltransferase component 1 of pyruvate dehydrogenase complex, mitochondrial. The record is from RefSeq and is a predicted model, not a curated record. The coding region runs from base 202 to 1674 and encodes 490 amino acids. Gene Ontology annotation, cellular component: pyruvate dehydrogenase complex; mitochondrion. The transcript has 20 exons. Gene Ontology annotation, molecular function: acyltransferase activity. Lineage: Eukaryota; Viridiplantae; Streptophyta; Magnoliopsida; Dioscoreales; Dioscoreaceae. Gene Ontology annotation, biological process: pyruvate decarboxylation to acetyl-CoA.
GCGGUAUAUAGGUAUUGAGCAACCAAACCCGGCUCAUUCGUUGAUCGGUCCACCAAACCGGCUCUUUCCCGUCUCUCUCUCUCUCUUUCUCUUUGAUCACCGUCCAUUCAACGCCGCUGCGACAACCAAGAAGAAUCCUUCGAUUCAGCAUAAUAGCUCUGAAGAGGAGCUGGUCGGAGAAAAAAAAAAGGAAAGGAAGUCAUGAGGAACAUUCGUGUGCUUGUGUCUGGUUUGUGCCGAGUUAGGAGUUCUUUUGUCUCACGGACUGCUCAUAGUGCUCCUAAAAGGCUUUUCACAUUUUCUCCUGUCAAGAGCAUCUUAAGGAGUCCAUCUUAUGAGUGUUCUGUUCGUGUUCGAUGGUUAGCAUCUUCAGCAAAUGCGCCACAUCUUGUUCUUGAAAUGCCAGCAUUAUCUCCAACAAUGAACCAAGGCAAUAUUGCAAAAUGGAUAAAGAAAGAGGGGGACAAGAUAAAUGUGGGUGAUGUGAUAUGUGAGAUAGAGACUGACAAAGCAACCCUUGAAUUUGAAAGCCUUGAAGAGGGCUACUUGGCUAAAAUAUUAGUUCCCGAAGGUUCAAAAGAUGUGCUUGUUGGGCAGCCUAUUGCAAUAACUGUUGAAGACCCAGAUGACAUUAAAAAUGUUCCAACUACCAUAUUGAGUGGAGCAGAGACCAAAGAGGAAAAAGUACCUCAGGAUGUGGGGCAUAAAGAUAGUGCAAAGAAGACAGAUAUUCGCAGAAUUAGUCCAUCAGCAAAGUUGCUUAUUUUGGAAUAUGGACUGGAUGCAUCUUCUAUGAAGGCAUCAGGUCCUCGUGGUACUCUUUUGAAAGGUGAUAUACUGGCAGCGAUAAAGUCUAGAGGAGCUUCUCCACAACCAUCCAAGUCAUCUCAAGACAGUACAUCUUCAACAAUGCAAUCCGCCCAGCCAACUGCUCGUAAACCACCACAGUUGGCCUCUUCCAAACAAGUUGUUGAUUCUCAUGAAGAUUUGCCAAAUAGCCAAAUACGCAAGGUGAUAGCGAAAAGGUUGUUAGAAUCAAAACAAGGAACACCACAUUUUUAUUUAUCCUCAGACAUCAUACUGGAUCCUUUACUUGCUUUCAGAAAUCAUCUAAAAGAGCAGCAUAAUGUGAAAGUUUCAGUAAAUGAUAUCAUCAUAAAGGCUGUUGCUACUGCACUAAGAAGUGUACCUGAAGCUAAUGCUUACUGGAACGCCGAGAAAGGAGAUACUUCUUUGUGUGACUCCAUUGAUAUAUCAAUUGCAGUGGCCACGGAGAAGGGCUUGAUGACUCCAAUUGUUAGGAAUGCAGAUCAAAAGACUCUGUCAGCAAUAUCUUCUGAGGUCAAAGAAUUAGCUGAGAAGGCUCGUGCUGGGAAGUUGACACCUGAACAAUUUCAAGGUGGAACUUUCAGCAUUUCAAAUCUUGGAAUGUUUCCUGUUGACCACUUUUGUGCUAUAAUAAAUCCUCCGCAGGCUUGUAUACUUGCAGUUGGCCGAGGGAACAAAGUGGUUGAACCCAUCAUCGACAGCGACGGAACUGAAAAACCAGCCGUCGUUACAAAGAUGAACUUGACAUUAUCAGCUGAUAAUCGUGUUUUCGAUGAGAACAUUGGAGGUAAGUUCCUGUCAGCUCUGGCACUAAACUUCAGCAACAUUCAAAGACUUCUUUUGUAAUUCUCUGAAGAACAUCUUCCUGUGCACACCAAGCUUGCCUUGAGCAGGCAAAUAAAGUUGUUGUUCGUAUUUAGAAUCCCGGAAUAAACUCCGAAUUUUACGUUUUGGCGAUGGCAUUUUUAUCCUUUUGUCAUCGACAGUACCUGAGAUAUCGAUUGCUCAGUUUUUUUGGCAAUUCAUUCUAUGGAAUCAAUAUUAGUUUUGUGGCUAAUUUGUUUUUCAUUGAAAUUCCAAGCAUUGUUUUUUGCUUGUUGAAUGUAUUUCUGAAAGCAUUCUUGUAAGAAUGUGAUGUUGCAUUUUUGUAUCAACUGGUGGUAAUAAAAAAAUUUCUGAGCGCAAUCUAUAAUACAUGCUUUUGGUGCA